Zychaea mexicana is the source of this 2316-nucleotide messenger RNA. RefSeq lists its product as uncharacterized. The record is from RefSeq and is a predicted model, not a curated record. The transcript is spliced from 5 exons. Lineage: Eukaryota; Fungi; Mucoromycota; Mucoromycetes; Mucorales; Lichtheimiaceae. Bases 393 to 2264 code for a protein of 623 amino acids.
AAGAUAAAAAUAGCGAGGCGGGUGUAGGGUGUUAGAUGAAAGGGGAAAGAAAAUGGCCGUGCGUAAUUAAGAAUCAGCCACGAUGUGUCAGAUAAAAAUAAAAAUAGCGAGGCGGGUGUCAGAUGAAAAAGGAAAAAAAAAGCUCCUCGUAAUUAAGAAUCAGCCACGAUGUGUCAGAUGAAGAUAAAAAUAGCGAGGCGGGUGUAGGGUGUUAGAUGAAAGGGGGAAAAAAAAUGGCCGUGCGUAAUUAAGAAUCAGCCACGAUGUGUCAGAUAAAAUUAAAGAGCAAAGUGUGAGUGAGGUGAUGAACUCGUUUGUAUAAAGACCAAGUGUAAUGCUGUAUUUGAUUCAACAUCAACCAACUAACUAUCCCUCUGCCAGUCUUUUUCGCCAUGAGCUCUUCUCAACAAUCAACAUAUGACAACAACAACCGCACCAAUUAUUGCUCGAUAUGCCGAUGUACCGUGCAGGGGAAUAGCGACCAACAUCGAAAAGUCUUUCAUCAAAAGAAUAUUACUUUGUCCUUGAGAAAUAAUGCAAAGCUUUGUAUUACAGUGAGCAGAACCCGUGAUGGCGAGCCAGGUCAAGUGGAGUGUCCACAAUGCAAGCGCAAUGUAGGGAUGGCCAACUGGAAACGUCAUUUCAACACCUGCCGACCACAUUUAGAUCCUGAAUCAGUUAGCCAUCUACGCGGUUACACGCCUCCUCAAAGUAGACAGCAGCUACAAGGCAGCCGGUCCAUCUCUCCUAGAUCGGUUGCGCGCCAACCACGUCCCAUCCAUCAGCGUGAGCGGACACCACCUUCCCAACCGUCACUAUCACCAUCACCCAUGCAAGUAGCAUCGAUUCAGCAGCACCAGCAAACGGAUCUAAUGGACAUCGAUGGGCCAGAACAAGAACAGGAGCCUGUACAUGAGCAUAGCACCUUGCUUGGCAGGUUGGGUUUGGUUAUCGAUGCCAAUAGCGGCUUACUUUUCUGCACCAACCAAAGCCACAACAACCGAUAUACCUUUAUCCAUGCUGCCAGCGCGUAUAGUCACAUCGAUUCGUCUCACCAUCUCCUAAGACCACACCUGCAAGGUUUUUCGGAAGAACAAUUCAUCAGCAUUGUGCAUGCCGCUGGUGCUAAAGGAGCUCAAAUCGAAAACAAGUAUCGCUAUGCGCCGCACAUUACGACCGAUCUGCUUCCACGCGUUAACGUGCUCGGUGAUCCUGAUCGCGGGUAUGGAUGCAGGAACUGUGGGUAUUACUGCAGGUCCAGAGCAACACGUCGAAGCCACAAUUGUAUCCAACCAACCACCGCGGCCUAUGAUGAACGCUUCAGGGUGUGCAUGGUACAGCGACUGGGCCAGCUUCAAGAAAUGCCCUACUUUGGUGUCACUUCUGACGAUAUCAACACUGAAAGCAGCAGCCGCCAGCUUGCAAGUGCCCCAGAUGCUCUUCGUGCCGCAUUGCAGCGUUGUGCCGAACAAAACAAGGAUAUCCUGAGCCACUACAGCCCACAGCGGCUUGAUCGCGAGCCCAACAUGGCUGAGCGCCGUGCAGUUGGCCGCUUCCACGAGGUAAUGCGAUGGGAGAUGACGGUGCGGCAACUUCUGAACACAGAAGACACUACUGCAACGCGUGCCCAACUUGCCAACUGGGCUUCUGCUGCUGAUAUGGAUGAUGAGGUGGGCCGCUCAAUCCAUGCCACAGUGACGAGGUAUAUGUAUGUCAUUAACAAGGCUACUAAAGGCUCGUCCUAUUAUCUUGAACGGCGCAUGGUGAUGGGCUUGAGUGUCGAUGAUGUGCCCACUCGUGGUAUCACUGAGCUGAUGCCGGCAACACAGCUCGAUUAUGAGCGCCACUAUGCGUCGUUCAUAAUGAUGCUAGUGCGGUCGUGUCGCUGUGGCCAAGAUGAUCCGUUUUCUGGUCGUGCGGCUGGUAUCAUGAGUCGUAACCAGUUCCAGUGCGUAUGUGCCCUUGUUGACUGUUUAGACGGUGUUGGUUUCCCUUCUCAAGCUGAACUCAUACCCAACGAUGCCCUGCACCUCCUCCAGCAGGUUAAUGAAUCCGUACUUAUGUCCAACGAGUGUGGCAAACUGGGAAUAUGGCCCGCACGUGUUUUCAUGGUCGUCUCUAAUAUCACAGCCGCAGGAUCUUGGCGCGACCUGACGAAAACAACAUCAAAUAUUGCCAAGCUGCAAUAUUUUGUGCGCUUGACAGGGUUGGUUAAAAUCCUUCUUGCAGAGAACGUUGACGUCUUGUCAACACAAGAGCACUAGUAACAGCAGCAGUAUUUAAAAGUCGGAUUUAUUAAAUAAAAAUAUUAGGUGU